Cylas formicarius (sweet potato weevil) is the source of this 3062-nucleotide messenger RNA. RefSeq names its product nucleolar protein 14 homolog. Lineage: Eukaryota; Metazoa; Arthropoda; Insecta; Coleoptera; Brentidae. Bases 50 to 2650 code for a protein of 866 amino acids. The record is from RefSeq and is a predicted model, not a curated record. Gene Ontology annotation, biological process: maturation of SSU-rRNA. The transcript has 5 exons. Gene Ontology annotation, cellular component: Noc4p-Nop14p complex; small-subunit processome; nucleolus.
UUAUUCUAUGACUUUUUCGUUGAGAGGUUAGUUUUUCAUUUUUAAGUUUAUGUUAUUCUACUCAAAAAUGGCCAAGAUAAAAAAUAAAAAACGAGUAAAUGCUGAUAAAGUACAAAAGAAAAAGGAAAAUUUACGAAAUGUCAAGUCAAUAAAUCCUUUCGAAGUUCACCUAAAUCGAGAAAAAUUUAAAGUCCUAGGAAAAAAGCAAAAAAACGAUAAAGGUUUGCCGGGUAUAUCAAAAGCGAAAGCAAUAAAAAAACGAAAGCGCACUCUCUUGCAAGAAUAUAAGUUGCAGAAUAAAUCAAACAAAUUUGUGGAUAAGCGUAUUGGUGAAAAAAAUAAAGAUAUGACGGGUGCUGAUAAAACAUUGGUUAGAUUUACAGCUGCUAGAAUAAGAGCAAAUAAGAAGAAAAACAUUUUUAAUCUGGCUGAUGAUGAAAUAAUUACUCAUAGGGGGCAAACUCUGUCUGAAAUUGAGAAGUUUGAUGAUCCCAGAUCAGAUGAUGAAAGUUUAGAGGACGGUCAGACUGGGAAAUUAGACUCUGAUUUUGUCAAAGAUGUCCAUUUUGGUGGUGGAAUCUUCAGCAAGACUGGUCAUGAUGGAGCAACAAGUCACAAGCAACUAAUUAAUCAGUUAAUUGAAGAAUCCAAGAAACGCAAGGCUGAGAAACAAAAAAUUAAGGAAACAACUCUAGAUCUUACUGAAAAAUUGGAUACUGAAUGGAAAGAUUUGAUGCAGAUUGUAAAUACAAAAAAAUCAUUAGGGGAAGAUACAGCUGACAAACACUCAUUGGAUGAUUAUGAUAAGAUGUUGAGGGAGUUAAAAUUUGAAGCCAGAGGUACUGUUUCUGACCGUCUUAAAAAUGUGAAAGAGGUGGAGAAAGAUGAGCAGGAAAAACUAAAAACAAUGGAGCAAGACCGCAUUGAACGCAUGAGUGAGCCUUUUGAAGCAUUCAAAAGUAAAUACAGAAGCGCAGAUGAUUUGGAUGAUGAUGUUGUAUAUGAGUCAGACACAGAACAGAUGUUGACCUAUAAUGAAGAGGGUAAGCCUAGUGUAAUUAUUGAAGCCAAAAUGAAUGGGAAAGAUGUAUCAGAAAUCUGUGAUGAGGCAGAUUCAGAUAUUGAGUUAAAUAGUAAAUCUGAAUAUUCAAAUUCAGAAUCAGAAGAUUCAUUGGGAGAUCUAAAAAAUGCCGAGGCACAUAGUGAAAGUGACAGUGAGGAUGAUUCAAAUGCCUUAGCAGUAUUAAAAGCGGAAGAGAAUGCUGCUAUGUCUGCUAUAGUCAAUAAACCAAAAAGUGAAGAUGCAGAUUUCAAAUAUCACAGAAAACAUGAAAAUAAAGCUGAAGAUAUUAAGGAGAAGUUGCCAAAAAAAAUUUCCUUACCAACAUCUUAUGAGAAUUUUGUCAUUUUGCUACACCGGUAUUCUGCUAGACAGCAAAGUGCUGUUUUAGAAAAGUUGAUUAAAGACAAUGAUCCAAGUUUGUCUCAAGGCAACAAAGAGCAAUUGGGAUUAUUGUUUGUAUUCCUCUUACAAUAUUUAAACGAUUUGUUCUCUACUGUGCCUGACACACAAAUCCUUACAGAUCACUUAUUUAUUUACAAAUCAAUAAUGCCCCAAAUUUAUGAUUUGGCUCAGUUGAAUCCACUCAAUGCACAUAAAUCCAUUCUAGAAGUAUUGAAGCAAAAACACGAAGAAUUUCGAAUAAAGAAGACAAGUUGUCCCACUUUGGAAGUGUUGUUUUUUUUUAAAUUAGUGAGCCUGUUGUUUACCACAUCAGAUUUCAGGCAUCAAGUGGUGACACCAUGCUUUGUAUUCAUGGAACAAAUGUUGACCAAAUGUAGAAUUAAAAAUGGAAGGGAUAUUUCACGUGGUUUUUUUUUAUGCACUUUAGUUUCAGAGUAUACUGAUCUAUCCAAUAGAUACCUGCCCGCAGCAAUUAACUUUUUAACAGGGAUUUUGCACAUGUCUAUACCAAAAAAUGGCGUGCAACUUAUAAAAGUGCCUCCACCUUUUAAACCAGUUUACAGUCAAUUGGUAUUAUUAAGGGAUUGCUCAAAAAUAAAGCCUAGCUCAAAAUUGAACCCUACCAUAUUAAUUGAUCCAGAAAUUAAUGAUGAAUUUAAAAUAAAUAUUUUAUACAGGACGUUACAACUACUGAGGGAAUUUUUUGAAAAAUACAAGACAUUGCCUAGUUGUUUAGAAAUAUUUGCCCUUGUCGAAAAUUUUCUUAAAAAAAUACCACUAGAAUAUUAUCCAAAUGAAGUUAUAAAUCAACAUGAACAAUUAGGUAUGAGCUUAAAUGAACUAAGGAAAAACAGGCGACUAAAUUACGUUAAGUUGGCAGAAAAGAAACCCAAAGCAUUAAGAUUAUAUGAACCAAAAAUAGAAGAAGUAUAUGACACAAAACGGCGAAAAGUGCAGUCGAAGGAAAAAGCAGAAAGAGAUAAAUUGAUUCAUAAGCUGAAAAGAGAAAGAAAGGGCGCUCUUAGGGAGAUUCGAAGAGAUAAAGCAUUCCUGGGGAGAGUUAAAAUUAAACAAAAGAUGCACAGUGAUAUGGAACGAAAAGAAAAAGUUAAAAGAAUAUUUGCCGAAGCUGCCUUUCAACAAAGUGAACUUAAUGCUUUGGACAGGAAACGAAAGAGGGUCUGAUUUUGUGAACAAGCUAUACAGUUUACACAUUUUUUUAACAAUUGUAAAUAGUUUUCAUAAAAUAUUUGAUUUAUAUUUUUUGUUUUGUUUGUUUGACUUACAUAAAACUGUUGCCUUUUGCUAGUUUAUUGGGUAUUUAUUAAUACAAAAAGCGAAUAUUGAAUUUAUAUUGGAUAUUUGAAAAUUUGGCUAUCUUCUUUACUUCUAUUGGCCUGGAAACAUUUCGAGUAAUUACUAUACACAUCCGAGGCCAUUCGGCAUACUAUUUUCAAGAUGGCGGCAGGUUGUUGUUUAUACUUGAUUAUUUUAUACUGAAUACUAUAUAUAAUUACAUUUUUAAAUUACUCGGAGCGUUGUUUUAUAAACGGAAUUUGUGUAACUUCAAACUCUUGAAUUAUGUGGGUUUCAUAAC